Molecule: messenger RNA, 3516 nt
Organism: Nelumbo nucifera (sacred lotus)
Lineage: Eukaryota; Viridiplantae; Streptophyta; Magnoliopsida; Proteales; Nelumbonaceae
Product: phosphoenolpyruvate carboxylase, housekeeping isozyme-like
Biological process (GO): leaf development; carbon fixation; tricarboxylic acid cycle
Cellular component (GO): cytosol; chloroplast; apoplast
Molecular function (GO): phosphoenolpyruvate carboxylase activity
Source: RefSeq, a predicted model, not a curated record
AAAUAGGGAACCAAUAGAGAGGAUUAGAUCACAUGAUUCACCUCAAAGAUCAAACCUUUUCGUGAAGUGAACUGGUCUUUCUAAUCAUCUUUGUUAUCGAUCAAUAGCAUAUUGUCGAUUCAAUUGGCUCUAUCUCAACUCAAUGCAUAUUUUGUUCCCUUUUCUAAUCUGUGUCCUAAAACGAAGUGGGUGACUGGGUGUUGGUGCUGGAUAUUUAAGGGUGUGACUCCUGGUUCGCUUUGGCAGGCUUUGAUCUCUUUUCGGUUGAGAGGGGCGUAGUUCUCGUGCGUUGAUAACUUUUCCUGUGAAGGGUGAGCGGUAGUUUUCGUUUUUGAUCGAUAACAGGAGUGAGUGAGAGAGGAAUUGACAAAGAAGGAGAGAGAGGCAGAGAACGAAGUUAUGGCUCGUAACUUAGAGAAGCUGGCGUCGAUCGACGCUCAGCUUAGGCUCUUGGUUCCUGGGAAGGUCUCCGAAGAUGACAAACUGGUUGAGUACGAUGCGCUGCUUCUGGAUCGCUUCCUCGACAUCCUUCAGGAUUUACAUGGGGAAGAUCUAAAGGAAACGGUUCAAGAGGUUUAUGAGCUUUCUGCUGAGUAUGAACGGAACCAUGAUCCUCAGAAGCUGGAUGAGCUUGGAAAAGUUUUGACAAGUCUGGAUGCAGGGGAUUCCAUUGUUCUUACGAAAGCAUUCUCACACAUGCUUAACUUAGCCAAUCUGGCUGAGGAGGUUCAGAUCGCUUACAGACGGAGAACCAGGCAGAAAAAGGGUGAUUUUCAUGAUGAGAGCAAUGCAACAACUGAAUCAGACAUUGAGGAGACUCUGAAGAGACUUGUUGUGCAGCUAAAGAAGUCUCCAGAAGAAGUCUUCGAUGCCCUGAAGAAUCAGACAGUGGAUUUGGUCCUCACUGCACAUCCUACUCAAUCAGUUCGUAGAUCCUUGCUCCAGAAGCAUGCAAGGAUAAGGAACUGCUUAGCGCAGUUGAAUGCCAAAGACAUUACUCCUGAUGAUAAACAGGAGCUUGAUGAGGCUCUACAGAGAGAGAUUCAAGCUGCAUUUCGUACGGAUGAGAUACGGAGGACUCCUCCAACUCCACAAGAUGAAAUGAGGGCAGGAAUGAGCUACUUCCAUGAGACAAUCUGGAAGGGUAUCCCAAAAUUCCUACGGCGUGUAGACACUGCUUUGAAGAACAUUGGGAUAAAUGAGCGUGUUCCUUACAAUGCCCCUCUCAUUCAGUUCUCUUCUUGGAUGGGUGGGGACCGUGAUGGAAAUCCAAGGGUAACUCCUGAAGUUACAAGGGAUGUAUGCUUAUUGGCAAGAAUGAUGGCUGCUAACUUGUACUAUUCACAGAUAGAGGAUCUUAUGUUUGAGUUGUCCAUGUGGCGUUGCAGUGACGAGCUUCGUGCCCGUGCAGAUCAACUCCAUAGGUCCUCAAAGAAAGAUGCAAAACAUUAUAUAGAAUUCUGGAAACAGGUUCCUCCAAAUGAGCCCUAUCGUGUUAUUCUCAGUGAUGUGAGGGAUAAAUUGUAUAGUACACGUGAACGUUCUCGUCAUUUAUUAGCCAGUGGAAUGUCUGACAUUCCUGAGGAGGCAACUUAUACCAAUAUUGAACAGUUCUUGGAACCUCUUGAGCUCUGUUAUAGAUCACUCUGUGCUUGUGGUGAUCGACCAAUUGCCGAUGGAAGCCUUCUUGAUUUCUUACGGCAAGUCUCUACAUUUGGAUUGUCACUUGUGAGGCUUGAUAUCAGACAAGAAUCAGAUAGGCACACUGAUGUCAUAGAUGCCAUUACAAAACAUUUGGGCAUUGGAUCCUACCGGGAAUGGUCUGAGGACCACCGUCAGGAAUGGCUGUUGUCUGAACUGAGUGGGAAGCGUCCAUUGUUUGGUCCUGAUCUUCCAAAAACUGAAGAAAUUGCUGAUGUGUUGGACACCUUGCAUGUCAUAGCAGAACUGCCUCCAGACAACUUUGGGGCAUACAUCAUCUCAAUGGCAACUGCACCAUCAGAUGUGCUUGCAGUUGAGCUCCUACAGCGUGAAUGCCGUGUUAAGAAGCCACUGAGAGUUGUACCAUUGUUUGAAAAGCUUGGUGAUCUUGAGGCUGCUCCUGCUGCUGUGGCUAGACUCUUCUCAAUAGACUGGUAUAGAAACAGGAUCAAUGGGAAACAGGAAGUUAUGAUCGGGUACUCGGAUUCUGGGAAGGAUGCUGGGCGUCUCUCUGCAGCUUGGCAGUUGUAUAAGACUCAAGAGGAACUAGUAAAGGUUGCAAAACAAUAUGGAGUGAAGCUAACAAUGUUCCAUGGGCGAGGUGGGACUGUUGGAAGGGGAGGUGGUCCUACACACCUUGCUAUAUUAUCUCAGCCACCAGACACAAUUCAUGGGUCUCUCCGCGUGACAGUUCAGGGUGAAGUAAUUGAACAGUCUUUUGGAGAGGAGCACUUGUGUUUUAGAACACUCCAGCGUUUCACAGCUGCUACACUGGAGCAUGGGAUGCACCCCCCAGUCUCACCAAAGCCAGAAUGGCGUGCGCUCAUGGAUGAGAUUGCCAUCCUUGCUACAAAGGAAUACCGUUCGAUUGUCUUCCAGGAGUCCCGAUUUGUAGAAUACUUCCGCCGUGCUACUCCGGAGCUAGAGUACGGUCGUAUGAACAUUGGUAGCCGUCCAUCCAAGCGAAAACCAAGUGGGGGGAUUGAAUCACUCCGUGCAAUCCCAUGGAUAUUUGCAUGGACCCAAACAAGGUUUCAUCUCCCAGUGUGGCUUGGAUUUGGUGCAGCAUUCAAGCAUGCCAUUGGGAAGGACAUCCGGAAUAUCAAUAUGCUGCAGGAGAUGUACAAUAAAUGGCCUUUCUUUAGGGUCACCCUUGAUUUGGUUGAGAUGGUGUUCGCUAAGGGAGACCCUGGCAUCGCUGCUUUGUAUGACAAGCUUCUAGUCUCAGAAGAUCUAUGGCCUUUUGGAGAACGUUUGAGGGCCAAUUAUGAAGAAACCAAGAAACUUCUCCUGAAGGUUGCUGGUCACAAGGAUCUUCUUGAAGGUGAUCCAUACCUGAAACAGAGACUCCGUCUCCGUGAUUCAUACAUCACAACCCUGAAUGUAUGCCAGGCCUAUACGCUGAAGCGUAUCCGUGAGCCAAGCUACGAUGUGAAGGUGAGGCCACACCUGUCAAAGGAGAUCACAGAAUCAAGCAAGCCAGCUAAUGAGCUAGUGAAGUUAAACCCAACUAGUGAAUAUGCUCCUGGCCUGGAGGAUACCCUAAUCUUGACCAUGAAGGGUAUUGCAGCAGGCAUGCAGAACACUGGUUGAUGCAUGGUUGUUUUGUAUUUCUCAUAUAAGGCAUUUUCAUUGAAACAUUGCAAGAGCUACAUCCUGUUUAUCUUUAUAAUAUAGCCCAAAGGGAAGAAGUUGGGCACUCUUUUGGACUGGAGCUUUAGCUGCAGCUGUAUAAUAAAAACAUAGGCAUAACGGCUCAAAUAUUGCCAUAUGAGAAAUAAAACUGAAUGUUUUGCUUUAAUGCAAAUAUAUAUC